Messenger RNA from Echinostoma caproni, 267 nucleotides. Lineage: Eukaryota; Metazoa; Platyhelminthes; Trematoda; Plagiorchiida; Echinostomatidae. The record is from the annotation of a GenBank genome assembly.
AUGCGUUUUAAAGUUCAUCCAGCUAAUCUCUCUGUAAUCCCCAUCUACGCCCCGAAUUUCUCUUCUGAUAAAAUCGUCAUGGAUGAGUUUUAUGACAGCCUUCAAUCGCUUGUUAAUGAAGUACCCGAACCGGAUUUACUUGCCAUAUCAGGGGACUGGAACGCUCGACCUGGUCCACAAGAAGAGGCCACGAGGCGCAUCGUACGGUGGUUUGGACUAGGCCAGCGUUACGAGAACGGUGACAGAGUACUGAGCUCCCGAUUAUAA